Molecule: messenger RNA, 1395 nt
Organism: Boeremia exigua
Lineage: Eukaryota; Fungi; Ascomycota; Dothideomycetes; Pleosporales; Didymellaceae
Product: Saccharopine dehydrogenase-domain-containing protein
Exons: 1
Coding region: 94-1350 (418 amino acids)
Biological process (GO): glycolipid biosynthetic process
Cellular component (GO): plasma membrane; lipid droplet; mitochondrion
Source: RefSeq, a predicted model, not a curated record
CGGAGCCAUUUUGGCCACAACUAUCCCACUUUGCCCAUCAAACAACACCCAGUCGUGCAAUUCUUUUUCUGAAUUGCAGCUGUUCAACACAACAUGGCUGCAACACAGAACAACCGCCAAUAUGAGCUCAUCCUGCUCGGCGCUACCGGAUACACUGGAAAAUUGGUUGCAGAGUGGAUCAGCAUCUACCUGCCUGAGGACCUCAAGUGGGCAAUUGCUGGACGCAACGCAAAGAAGCUUCAAGGUGUCAUUGAUGAGCUGAAGAAGGUCAAUGCAAAUCGCAAGCUGCCAGACGUCGAGACCUGCGAAUUGAAGCCAGAUCAGCUCGACACUCUUGUCAAGAAGACAAAACUCCUUAUCACCACUGUCGGCCCAUUCAUGCACUAUGGCGAGCCUGUGCUCGCAGCCUGCGCUGCCAAUGGCACCCACUACCUGGACUCUACCGGCGAGGUGCCUUGGAUUUACGACAUGAUCGCAAAGUAUGAUACAGUUGCAAAGGCCAACAAGAGCAUCAUCAUCCCAGAAGCAGGCCUCGAUUCCGUACCUGCCGAUAUCAUGGCAUACGUCCUCUCCCGUACCAUCCGCAAGAGGUUCCAAGCAGACUGCGAACGCGUCAUCAUGACUCUCUACGACUUCAAAUCAGGCGUUAGCGGUGGCACCAGUCUCACCAUGCUGGAGCUGUUCAGCAACUAUUCCCUCGGUCACCUAGCCAAAUCCAUGCACCCGUACUCUCUCAGCCCAAAGAAGUUCGACAAACAAUUGGAUAAGCCUGCCGACAGUCCUAGCGGAGGUCUGCUCGGUCUGCCCAACAUUGCCGAGCUCGGAGGUCUGCAGACAAAAUAUAUCAUGUCCGACGUCGAUACCUGUAUCGUACACCGCUCCGCUGGUUUGUACGGAUACGGAUCGCGCUUCCGCUUCGACGAGUAUAUGCGCGCCAAGUCUCUUGUUCAAGGUCUUAUUGUCAAGGUUGCCUUCGCUCUCGUCGGACUGUUCCUUGCGUUGCCACCUACGCGGAUGAUUCUUGCACCUCUAUUCAAGAAGUACCUGAUUACUCCCCCUGGUGAGGGCCCUUCGAGGGAGAGUAUGAAGAACGACUUCAUGUCUUACCGUGCUGUAGGUGUUGCCGAGGGCAGUGGCCAGAAGGUCACGGGGAAGCUGGACUGUGGUCACGGUGGAUACGCAGCUACGGCGAUCACGCUGGCUGCCGCUGCGCAUGUCAUCCUAAGGGGUAAACUUGACGAGACAGAAGCGAGCAGACUGGGAGGCGGUAUUCUGACGCCUGCUACCCUGGGCGAGCAGUUUGUGGACACGCUUAACGAAUUCGGCAUGAAGAUCAACGUGGAUGAAUAAGAGGUGGACGAAGCGGAUGAAGUGAAUGAAGAAAAGGUGGACCUC